Lycium ferocissimum is the source of this 1516-nucleotide messenger RNA. Its product is annotated as lipid phosphate phosphatase 2-like. The record is from RefSeq and is a predicted model, not a curated record. Gene Ontology annotation, molecular function: phosphatidate phosphatase activity. The coding region runs from base 222 to 1193 and encodes 323 amino acids. Gene Ontology annotation, biological process: phospholipid metabolic process. The transcript is spliced from 8 exons. NCBI's taxonomy places the organism in Eukaryota, Viridiplantae, Streptophyta, Magnoliopsida, Solanales, Solanaceae.
AUUUGUAUCAAAAAAAUCAAAAGUUGAAAUUGCGUUCACUUUUAUAUUUUCUCAAUCUCUGCUUUUGAAUAAAGGAGACUCUUCCUUUGCUUUCCUUUUCCUCUCCACUACUUUAUCUCUCCAAUUCAUAAUUUGAAUUUCCAAAACAAAAAUUAAAAAAACGCUCCCAAAAUCAUUAUCUCCAACCCAUUUCUCUUCUCCAGAUAUUUUCAGUUGGUAAAAUGCCAGAGAUUCAAUUGGGUGCUCAUACAUUCAGAACUCAGGGAGUGGAAGUAGCAAGAUUUCACAUGCAUGACUGGAUUAUUCUCUUCCUACUUGUGGUGAUUGAUAUAGGUUUAAAUGUGAUAGAACCGUUUCACCGUUUUGUUGGAUCUGACAUGAUGACAGAUUUGAGAUACCCUUUGAAAGGCAAUACCAUUCCUUUUUGGGCUGUUCCGAUUAUUGCUAUAAUCUUACCUUUACUGGUCGUCCUUGUCUUUUACUUCAUUAGAAGGGAUGUCUACGAUGUGCAUCAAGCUAUGUUAGGAUUGCUGUACUCUGUACUCAUCACGGCAGUUCUUACUGAUGCAAUCAAAGAUGCCGUUGGUCGACCUCGUCCAGACUUUUUUUGGCGGUGUUUCCCUGAUGGAAAAGGGGUGUUUGAUAAAAUCACAAGCAAUGUCAACUGCACUGGCUUGAAAAGUGUUAUCAAAGAAGGACAUAAGAGUUUCCCAAGCGGACAUAGUUCUUGGUCUUUUGCUGGUCUUGGCUUCCUUGCUUGGUACCUGUCUGGAAAAAUCAAGGCAUUUGAUCGAAGCGGCCAUGUUGCUAAGCUCUGCCUUGUUUUCCUGCCCUUACUGGUUGCGGCAUUAGUUGCAGUUUCCCGAGUUGAUGAUUACUGGCACCAUUGGCAGGAUGUAUUUGCUGGAGGUCUCCUAGGAUUGACUGUUGCUUCAAUUGUGUACUUACAAUUCUUUCCCCCACCAUAUGAUAUAGAUGGUAGGAUGCCCCAUGUGCAUUUACAGAGGCUGGCAGAACAGCAAACUAGUACGCAAUCUAUGUCGAAUAAUCCAGGUCAUCUUACUAUAAGGCAACCCGAAGUUGACAGUAUGUAUGCUGAACCUCAACAUGGCAUUGCCAUAUCAGAACACAGUGCCCGUGAGACCAGACCAAUCUUUGAUGAAGACGUUGAAAAUGGAAGAUGGAGGCAUUGAUGUCACGUUUCACGCAUUAACUGUAUAGAUCAGAAUAGGUAUGCUGCACUCUGUUAGUUUCGUAGGGUGAGUUGCUUCUCGUCGAAUAGGUAGAUUCUUUCAGGGGUUCCUUGUUUUCCACUGCUGCGAACUUCUUCUACCCUUGUAAUUUUACAUUUUGCUUCAUAGAUUUGACUUCAAGAACUCGACGUGCUAACCACUACCUAGUCCUCAAGUAAUUUCCGUGAUUUCUUUCGUUAAUAGACAAGAUAAAUGUGAUACAUAGACAUGACAUUGAGAUAAACUCUGGUGGCCUAUGGUUAUGAGCAUUGGUUUAAGGGAUA